ACGUCCAGUGCCAUCACACAGGCCUAUUUCCUUGAAGUCAAGCCACAUUUGACAUUUAAACUAACCUAAGGUGGGACCCUUCCACUCGCUUUACCAUAUUUUCCAUGUGAAUAUUUCCCUUGAAUGAAAUAUACAAAUGAUUUAGUGAGAAUCGCCUCAGAAUUGUUGUGCGCUUUUUGGGCCGCAAAGAGAGUUUUUUUUAAAGCAUGUGCAGCCAGGAAGUGUAUGCUGUUCUACUUUUAGAGUGCUAUAAACCACAAGUGCUGAAGAAUUGUGGCUUGUUGUGCUAAACAGCACCUCAGCCUCAGUGGUCUUCAUGCAUGCUUGUGUAUUGUUCUUCUUGUUCAGAAGAAGGUUGAACGAUGGUUCAUGUUGCAUAAUGAGCUCAACCUGCCAGGGAGCUUUUUCUGGUCUUUUUCUGAUCACAGAAGAUGUUUGCUAUUUUAAAUUUUGCAUGUGAAUGUAUGAGGAGACAGUGACUGGUUGAUCUUUAAGUUCUGCUAAAAAGUCUCUCAGAUGACUAAAACGUGAUGCUCUCAGUAUCAUUAUGGGAGAUAUUAAAGAUCCUGGAUUCAUAAUUCUAAUCAGCGUCUAUGGUGUUACCGUUUUCUUCAUGGCUGUACUUGGGUUCCUCUGCUUUCACAAAUAUCGGUCAUUGAAGAAGACCAUAAGGGACCUGAAGCAGGGGAGGCCGACUGUGAUCCCUCGAGCAGCUUCUCAUGAUUCUUCACCUCCGUCCCCAAAUGUCCUGACUCUUCCAGAGGCACCAGAGCCAAUCGCAGAGAGCCCGUUACAAAGACAACAAACCAAAUCCAGCUGCAAGUUUCCUUGGAAGACUUCACAACAGGUUCCACGGUUCACAAAAGAAGACCUGAACCUUAUUCAGCUUAUAAAAGCUGGCAGAGAAGGAGUUUUUUACAAAGCAAGGAUAAUAAGAGGCACUUGCAGAGGCCACUCGCUGAUUACGUGCAAAAUUGGAAAAGAAGGUAUGACGUCUAAACAGAUGGAACAUGAGGCGUCUAUUAUGAGAAAGCUGGCGUAUCAUAAAAAUGUGAUGCAGCUGCUGGACUGGAAUACGGCGGAGGAGCCGUAUUUGCUGAUCAUGGAGUUCAUGAGCUACGGGACUCUUCGCACAUUUGUUCAGAAACACAAAGAUGAACUAAGUGCAGACCCAGAAUUGCAACGCCAUUUCACGAUUGCGUCCUACCACAUCGCCAUGGGCAUGGAGCACUUACGCUCCAAAAUGGUGGUGCACUGUGACCUUGCAUUAAGGAACAUUUUGGUGGGUCGGUUUCCAUGGGAGACGAAGGUGGCUGAGUUCGGCUUGGCCAGAGACUUGACCCGCAUGAGGAGCAGACGCAGCAGCAGGAAAAAACAACACAAGGAGCGUGUGCCCCUGCGCUGGUACCCUCCAGAAUACUUCCGGAGCAACUACUACAGCUUUAAAGGAGACGUCUGGGCUUAUGGUAUUGUGCUGUGGGAAAUGCAGAUGUUCGGCACCUUGCCAUACUCAAACUUAAGCACGUCUGAGGAAGUGGUGUACAAUAUCUGUGCUGGACUAAAGAACCCAAUCCCCAGAACCUGCCGUCCUGAAAUGGAACAGAUCAUACGGGACUGCUGGUCGGAUCCAUACACAUCUAGACCUUCAUUUACAGACAUUGUCAAGAUCCUGGAGAAUAUCGUGGAGAGCGAUGGGGAUUACGUGCACAUCGACAACCAAAUGAUCUUGAAUGCAGAAGGGAUUAAUUAAGCAAAACAACACAUCGUUCUGAACAUCAAAAAUCUCAUUCUUUGUAUGCAGGCAUACUUUUUGUUUAACAAUGUUUGCAGUUAAGAAUUUAAUUGUAUGUAACGCUAACAGCCAAAAGGCAGUAUUAUUGACGCGAGUCAUUUUAUAAAAAAUUUCUUCUAAAUAAAGUCAGUGUUUUAUUGUGA
Messenger RNA from Danio rerio (zebrafish), 1935 nucleotides. NCBI's taxonomy places the organism in Eukaryota, Metazoa, Chordata, Actinopteri, Cypriniformes, Danionidae. The record is from RefSeq and is a predicted model, not a curated record.